This is a messenger RNA of Geodia barretti, 1481 nucleotides long. The record is from the annotation of a GenBank genome assembly. Lineage: Eukaryota; Metazoa; Porifera; Demospongiae; Tetractinellida; Geodiidae.
GAUUUUUUAACCCCUAGUUUCUUUCUAUCUGUCUCACUUGUUGUAAUAUUCGUUUUUUUUCUUUUUCUGUGCUGGUUUGAAAACAGGAGGAAAUUUACCCCAAAUUAUCUCGUCAAAAAUCACAUUUUGACCUUACCCUUUUUAAAAAUUAUAAUCACCCUCCUCACCACUUGAUCUUUCUUCCACAAUCCCAUAACUUCUUCACUCCUAUAUAAUGACUGUAGUGUUACUCAACUGUCAGAAAAUGCUGUCGUACAAAUCGAUUGUUUACCCAUACUAUGAGUGGAGGGAUUACUACGUACCUGUGGCAGCAUUAUAACAACCGGGUGCUCCGCCCGGAUUGAGAAAUCCCGAAAAUGGGCGUGUACGAUUAUUGCGCAUGCAACUAAAACUGUGCUCAGUAAUGCGCUGCUUAGAGAGUAGCGCUUAGGCCAGUAGGGGAUUUCCCAACAGGAAGUACUUUGAAACGUGAGUAGCUUUCAGCCUGAAAGCUGAAGUAAUUAAUAAUUCAUAAGCACCCUGUUCGAAUAUUACCCUGCGGGAAACACUGCUGUGUAAUGUGUCGCCUCCACCUCUCUUUCCCCACAGUAUCCACGAUAGAAAGAUAUCAUAUUUUGACCAUACUCUUUCUUUUUUAUUAUCACCCUCUUCACCACUUGAUCUUAUUUUACCUGUUUGUUCCAUGUUCUAUCACCUCCACCUCCACAGUAUCCACGACAGAAAGAUCUCAGUACUGGGAUUCUGUGCGGUCAUGCAGUCUCACCUGAGACCAGAGGCUGUCGUAGCCGUGGCUAAAGAGAUUGUGCCUGCUGUUCUAGUCCAACUCGACGGCCUCAAGGACUCUUAUCAGAAGCUGGCAGCAGAGGAGGCCGAUGAUGGAGGAGAGGAGGAGGAGGAGGAGGAGGACGGAGAAAUGGCUGAAGAUGGUGAAGAGAAUGAACUGGAUGAUGAGGAGGACCAUGUGGAUCCCCAUGGAGACCAAUACAUCCAACAGCUAGCUAUGAAGCUGGGAGGAGGAGGAGGAGAAAGUGAGUCAGACGACUCUGAGAUGGCCCAGACUCUGACCGAGAUAGACUAUGAGACAGUCAUUGAUGACGAGGACGUCGUGGACGAGUUCUUGCUCUUCAAAAACACACUCCACACUCGGUCGCAGCAGGAUCCAGAGUGGUACUCUCUACUGAACAGUCGGUUGUCUCGGAGCAGACGUUCAGGUCCAAGAGUUCCUCGCCAUGCGACAUAGAGAGUCGCUGCACAGUCUCGAGCCAUAGAGCAGCAGGGAGGCUACCAGUUCAACAUCAGUGUUGUACCCAACACAUUUGCAUUCGGAGCCGAAGGUCCACCUUCUAACUCAUUUGGUGGACAGUCCUAGCAUUUAUAUGAUUAUUAUAUACCCGGGUCUAAUAAUAUUCAUAGUACCACAAUGUUCUGUUUUGUGCUUUUGUAUUAUAUUAUUUUGUGCCUUGCAGUAGUUUCAAAGGGUA